UCAUGCUGCUGACGUCAGAUGGGCGCUGGAAAUCCAGUAGUGAUGAUGUUGUGGUUAUCCAUGCCGCCGACGCCGCCGUGCAUGAGCCUUAUCUCACAGCAGAGCCAGUAGACCCGCUCACCACGCAUGGAGUUGAGUGCAGACCCUGCGGUGGCAACAUUGGAGAUGUCGGAGACCAAACGUAAAGACGGCGAAGCCUCCAGCAGUGACGGCGACUACGAGAGCUUGCCACCUCAUGUCUCAAUGACUACCCACAUGACAGCAGGAGCCGUGGCUGGCAUACUGGAGCACACGGUGAUGUACCCCGUGGAUUCUGUCAAGACAAGGAUGCAGAGCCUGCAGCCAGACCCUAAAGCCGAGUACAGGAGUGUGUUUGAGGCUUUGAGAAGAAUCAUCCAGACUGAGGGCAUCUUCAGACCUCUGAGGGGCCUCAACAUCACCAUGAUGGGAGCCGGACCGGCCCAUGCACUCUACUUCGCCUGCUAUGAACGGGUCAAACGCUCACUGAGUGAUGUCAUUCAGAAUGGAGGCAACAGCCAUUUAGCCAAUGGUGUGGCAGGUAGCAUGGCCACUGUCCUCCAUGAUGCGGUCAUGAACCCAGCUGAAGUGGUGAAGCAGAGGAUGCAAAUGUAUAACUCUCCAUAUCGGGGACUCUGGGACUGCGUUCGGACCGUAACACGUACCGAGGGCAUCGGGGCCUUUUACCGCAGCUACACCACACAGCUGACCAUGAACAUUCCCUUCCAGGCGGUUCACUUCAUUACUUACGAGCUGAUGCAGGAACAGCUAAACCCCCACAGACAUUACCAACCUGGCACCCACAUAGUGUCGGGAGCAGCGGCCGGGGCUGUUUCCGCAGCAGUGACCACUCCACUUGACGUUUGUAAGACCCUCCUCAACACACAGGAGAACGUAGCGCUCAGCUCGAUGCACAUCAGCGGCCGCCUAACAGGAAUGGCUAACGCCUUCAGGACAGUGUACCGGCUUGGUGGUUUGCCAGCCUUCUUCAAAGGUGUCCAGGCCCGGGUUAUAUACCAGAUGCCUUCCACUGCCAUCGCCUGGUCCGUGUAUGAGUUCUUCAAGUACUUUCUGACCAAGCAGAAGCUGGAGCACGAGGCCGGGACUGGCCCGUUUUAACUUGAGGUGUGUUGGGGCAACUCACCGCAUCUUGACUGGAAUCAAUGCAGGAAGCAUCCAGUCUGAGGCUGAGUAUGCUCACCUUGUUUGUUUGUGUGUGUGUGGUGUUGAGUAAUAACCUCAGGUUAUUGUCUCAAAGGGAAGUCACUGUUGUAAAGGUGUGACAGACCGUGGCACUCCUAAUUUUUCACCUAUGUGUUUGCGUGUUUUCACCGUAACUCUCUAGAGCGGCAGUGUUGCACAAACAGAAAUGCUUCAGAAAUGGCUAUUCUUAAAGAAUAGAGACACACAGAAGAGUUAAACUUUGUAAGGUAUCUUUUUCUUCUUCCUCACACUCAUCGCCUGUGUUCACUCCAGACUCUUUUCUACAUAUGGUGACUGUAGGAUUAUGUUUGUCAUGACUGAUGUUUAUAGUUCUAAUAUGGGAACUUUUUUAUUUAUUUUACUAGCUUUCCAAGGCUCGUAUUUUAUCAAUGCGGAAGAAACACAUGGCUGUUUGCUUGUUUUAUUUCCUUGUGUAUUUAUAAAGAACUAUUACAAGACAUUCCUUAUUUUCGCUGCACAGUGAAUGGAACAAUUGCGCUUUCCAAGUGCCUCUUAGAUGUUGAGGGCUGCUUCAGCUUGUUUCUCUCUGAUUUUUGACAGAAAUGGACCCAGCAAAAUUUCCAUAUUUAUCCUUUUUUGUUUGUUCUGACUGCUAUCAAAAAGUUUAACCAUUCUGUUGAUUAAGAUCUCUAAUGGCUCCUCAAAACAUACUACAGGAACCGUGCUUCUUUCUAACCACGUCUUAAAGUCACCAGCCCAUGAAUUUGGGGUGUUUUUGUCUUUUAGUUGCAAAACAUCCUUUGUUUUUGUUUUUCUCGUGAGAGAACUGCUGUCCCUCUCAGCAUCAAAGGUGUGUAGGCCGUAACGGUCUGUUAUUUGCCUUGUUGAAGCGCAGCACUACAAUGCUCUUGAAUCACGCACAAUAAUAGUCUAAUUUUAAGAAUCUUGUAUGUUGCAGAGAGAAGGCAGCUUGUUUUUAAAUAUAUACAUGAAUAUAUAUUUUGUGAGUGACUAUUUCCAAGGAACUUCAUUAUGCAGGUCCAAAGAUGGAUCAAACUCUAAAGGUUGUUGUCCAGGAUGAUGGCCUUGUCGCAGCAUUUAAACACAUUUGUAGUUCAUAUUUAGCUUUUGAGUGAUCUAUUUUGUUUCUGUGACCUGUUGACCGUGUUACCUAAAGGGUGUGGAUUCUACAUUAAACAUUCUCAGAGCAGACGUUUUGCUGACACAUUCUGGAAAUGUGGUGUUGCAAAAUGAAAAAAAAAAAUCUCAGAUGAGUCUGCGUUAGUCUGUUACUGUAUCUGGCAGCAUCUUUAGCCAGCUAACCAGUGAUGUUGGGCACACAUCGCCCCCAUGAGACCAGUAAAACCUUGAUCAAAUCAGCCGGUUGGCAGCCAGUGCUUUUUUUUUUCCCCUUCCUUGUCCCAUUUUAGUCGCACACUUCCUGUGUGCGAGCCUCUUGACUACAGAGUGGAAAAUACAGAGCGUCGAGGCAUUCCUCCAGAUAUUGAUGCAGUCCACCAAGCAGCAAGAUUUAUUUGUUUUUAAUUAUACACUUUUUCCCUCUUUCACUGGUGAAGUUCAGAGAGUUCGUCAGAUUCAAAUGGUCACAUGCAACAGCAACAGAUUCAUUAUGGUUGUACAGUAGGUUAAUUGUUAACAUCCCAAAGAUAUCCAUUGUAUUCUAUGCAUCUUUUAAAACUAAACAUUUGCGGAAGCUAUGUGCCUACCGCUGUGAAAUGUGAAAGUAUAAUCUCAUACGUACGUGAAUAUGUUUUCAGACUUCUCAAUCCACCGAUUUUGCUCGCCAUUUUCCAUCCAAGUAGCAUAGCUUUCUUACAUGUUUGAGAGCAUCAGAGUCUCUCAUUUAGCUCUAGGGGCUUAUUUUCUUCCAAUGUUUGGAAUGUCACUGUGUUGAAAAAGGCUCUCUGCUUCAGCGUUGUGUUAAGGUUAGUACAUUUUCUGCCCCCAAAACCUUUCACUGAAUAACUAAAAUACUUGAGCAAAGGUUAGUACAGUGGGAGCAGUAUGCUAUGGGUCACAUUGAGGAUGGUGCAGUAACUUGGAAUGGAUAAAUAACAUUACCAGUUAGCGCUCUACACCUCAUUUUCACUCUUUAAUCAGGGGUUCAGAAUAUCUCAGUUAUUCAUGUGAACUUUAGCAGAAGAUGCAACAUGGAUUUCACAUGGCUGGAUAAGUAGCUGUUUGGUCAGCUUGAAUAUAAUAAUGGUAAUAAAAACACAUUAAUUAGAAUGGGUUAGGACAAGAUCAAAGAUUGAGCCUUAGUAAAUCUCUCUUUAUUCUGUUAUAAUCCCUAAACACAUAAGGCUAUUAUUAAAUUAGUUCAUUGCCCACACUGUGCUAGGAUUUUUUUCAGAUAGCAAUACUGAUCUAAGAUUAGAAAUUAGUAUUUGAUGUGUCACUUGGAUUAAUAGACUCCUCUGACCUACAUUUACUAA
Molecule: messenger RNA, 3638 nt
Organism: Myripristis murdjan (pinecone soldierfish)
Lineage: Eukaryota; Metazoa; Chordata; Actinopteri; Holocentriformes; Holocentridae
Gene: slc25a37
Product: solute carrier family 25 member 37
Exons: 4
Coding region: 127-1137 (336 amino acids)
Biological process (GO): iron import into the mitochondrion
Cellular component (GO): mitochondrial membrane
Molecular function (GO): ferrous iron transmembrane transporter activity
Source: RefSeq, a predicted model, not a curated record